AAAUGGACGACGCGGACGAGACGCGCGCGUGUUGUGGAAGUAAGCUUCAUGUCGAGUGAUGGAGGACGAGGGGGAGCUGAGAGAGGGAAAGAGAGAUUGAGAGAUAGCGCGAGAACCCGGAGUCACUGCUCGCGUACCGACUUGCGCUUUCCACGGCAUUCUGCUCGUAAAUCCCGAUAUAGAAAACCCAAUUUCGAAAGGAUCUAGCCGGAGCCAUGCGCAACGAAAGUCGCGAGACGUGCAGGAGCCAUGCGACGCCAGCUGCUGAACCUGCGAGUAGUGUCCUUGGUCCCGUGAGCUCUGCGUGACGGACCCACGAGCAAGCGACGAGGAAUCUCUCGGAAGGCGAAAGCACGAUUAGGGGAGCGGAAGAAGGUGGCAUUGCAUGAGAGAGCAGGGGCAGGGUGAGAUCGGGAUUAGGAGUUGUGUUGCAGGGGUUUGAUUGAGGCAUCGGAGGGUGGGCGCAAUGCCGGUCGCGGCAUCUGCCAUCUAUUUCCUGAAUCUCAGAGGCGACGUGCUCAUCAAUCGGUUGUAUCGGGAUGAUGUCGGAGGCAAUAUGGUGGAUGCGUUUCGCACCCACAUUAUGCAGACUAAAGAUCUGGGUACAUGCCCCGUGCGACAAGUAGGAGGAUGCUCUUUUCUGUACAUGCGCAUCAUGAAUGUGUAUGUAGUCGCUGUUGUUAGCAGCAAUGCCAAUGCCGCAUGCGCUUUCAAAUUCAUGGUUGAGACAGUCGCUCUUUUCAAGUCGUAUUUCGGAGGGGCGUUCGAUGAAGAUGCGAUCAGAAACAACUUUGUGCUUAUCUACGAGCUUCUUGAUGAAAUCAUGGACUUCGGGUAUCCUCAAAACUUGUCUCCAGAGAUUUUGAAGCUUUACAUUACUCAAGAGGGUGUUCGUUCUCCAUUCUCAUCCAAGGCCAUAGAUAAUAAACCCCCAGUUAAUGCAACACUUCAAGUAACGGGAGCUGUUGGUUGGAGGCGUGAAGGUCUUGUUUACAAGAAAAACGAGGUCUUUCUCGAUAUUGUGGAAAGCGUUAAUCUUCUCAUGUCUCAGAAGGGAACUACUUUGCGUUGUGAUGUGACUGGAAAAGUUCUAAUGAAAUGCUUUCUUUCGGGGAUGCCGGAUCUUAAGCUUGGGCUCAACGAUAAAAUUGGACUGGAAAAAGAAGCCGAAGUUAAGUCUCGGCCAACAAGAAGUGGGAAAACAAUUGAGCUUGAUGAUGUUACAUUCCACCAAUGUGUCAAUCUCACAAGAUUCACUGCUGAGAAGACAGUCAGUUUUGUUCCACCCGAUGGAGAAUUUGAACUCAUGAAGUAUCGGAUUUCAGAGGGUAUUAAUCUACCUUUCCGGGUGCUGCCUAGCAUUAAGGAGCUGGGUCGGACCCGAAUGGAGGUCAACGUUAAGGUCAAGAGUGUCUUUGGGGCCAAAAUGUUCGCACUUGGAGUGGUGGUCAAGGUGCCUGUUCCCAAGCACACAGCGAAGGCUAAUUUUCAGCUGACCUCUGGAAGAGCCAAGUACAAUGCGGCUACCGACUGCUUAGUGUGGAAGGUGAGGAAGUUCCCUGGGCAAACGGAGUUAACAAUGAGUGCUGAAGUAGAGCUGAUAUCAACCAUGGUUGAUAAAAAGACUUGGACUAGACCGCCCAUCCAGAUGGAGUUCCAGGUCCCCAUGUUUACUGCUUCCGGCCUAAGGGUCCGUUUUUUGAAGGUAUGGGAGAAGAGUGGUUACAACACUGUUGAAUGGGUGCGCUACAUCACAAGGGCCGGUUCUUAUGAAAUCCGGUGCUGAUUUGCACCAUUUGUCCCCCAUGAAUUAGGUUUUGUAGAUGUUAGGAUUCUUGUCGGUACCUUCGUAAAGCAGAAUCAUUACAUUCCACACGUGGAUAAUCCAUUCACUGCUGACUACUUUGCCCGUUUCUUCUCCACAAUGUGCUGCCCAUUCAAUCAAAAUCAAGGUAACACGGCAAGUUAUCGAGCAA
Molecule: messenger RNA, 1976 nt
Organism: Physcomitrium patens
Lineage: Eukaryota; Viridiplantae; Streptophyta; Bryopsida; Funariales; Funariaceae
Product: AP-2 complex subunit mu
Biological process (GO): vesicle-mediated transport; intracellular protein transport
Cellular component (GO): clathrin adaptor complex
Source: RefSeq, a predicted model, not a curated record